Molecule: messenger RNA, 1014 nt
Organism: Hyalella azteca
Lineage: Eukaryota; Metazoa; Arthropoda; Malacostraca; Amphipoda; Hyalellidae
Gene: CRIF
Product: growth arrest and DNA damage-inducible proteins-interacting protein 1
Exons: 8
Coding region: 47-886 (279 amino acids)
Cellular component (GO): nucleus
Source: RefSeq, a predicted model, not a curated record
GUUUGGUCUAUUAUCAGUUUUUAUUUUCAGAUACAUUUUGUUUUGCAUGAUGCUACAAGUUACAUUGUCAACAUUACUUUCUGAUCUUAGAUUUUGUUUUAAAUUCAAUAGAUUCUUUCAUUCAUCAUGUUCCCUUAUGAAAGAAGCAAGCCUAAAAAAAGAAGAACUGAAUCCUGCAAUAGAUGAGGUAUCGGAAGAAGAAGCAGCUGCAGAGCAAGAGAGGCUUGCCAAGUUAUGUGACAAGUCCAGAUUAAAGCCUCAUCACUACAAAAUCGUGCAUAAAAUUGCUAAUUCUAUGGAUGAGCUGGAGCAGGACGUGACAAGCGUGCGCGACGUGCGCGCAAGAUACGGCCGUGACGGUGACGGCUCUAACGUCCAGCUCAGGUAUCUGUGGCCUUCGCAGCAGGAGAUGAAUCUGAUGAAGGAGUAUGAGAAGGUUUUUAAUCCAUUGAGUCUACCAGACACGAUUGCCAAGGCCAAACAUGACAAACAGGAAGCCAUUAAGUUUACUGUUGAGAGGCAGAAAGCGCUGAGAGAAAAUAUGAAGAGUCUAGAGAAGUGGAAGAAGGCAGUUAGAGACAAAAUACGAGACAACGAAGAGGCUGCGCGCAUAGCGAGGGAGAAACAAGCUCGUUUGAUUGAGGAAGUGCGGCUGAUGUAUGGCGCCCGUAUUGAUCCUCAUGACGAAAAGUUCCAAGAAAUUCUUGCCCAGAAGGAAGAGGAGGAAAAGAAAACCCAGAAAGCCCUCAAAAAGCAACAGAAACAACAGAAAUUGGUGGAACAAAUGAAGAAGAUAGCCGAACAGGCCAAGCAGAAAGCUGAUGAAGAAAACCAGAAGAACACGCCACUACCACCAACCGAUCAAACAAGUACCAACGUCGUAUGAAGAUGAAAGCAAAAAAUUUAGAACCAAAUGGCUAUUGAUGUGCAUGGCGCUCCUCAUCAGACCUGGUCCCUCCCAAUAUCCACUGAAAUUGGAAAAAUUAGAAAAAGUCAGAUUAGUGCGUUUGUGUA